GCACAGGCAGGAGACCCAGCGCCACGGGAUGGCGGUGGCUCCAGGGUGGGCACCGCGAUCCUCACCGCCGCUGCUCACGCUAUUGCUGCUGCUGCUGCUGAUGUCGCCUUGCUGGAGCAUGGUGGCUCAGGACCCUCGGGCGGCCGCGCUCAGCCUGCACCCGCCUUACUUCAACCUGGCCCAGGCGGCAAGGAUCUGGGCCACCGCUACCUGCGGAGAGCGGGGUCCGGAGGUCGCAAGGCCCCGGCCCGAGCUUUACUGCAAACUAGUGGGCGGCCCCACCGCACAGGGCAGCGGCCACACCAUCCAGGGCCAGUUCUGUGACUAUUGUAAUUCUGAGGAUUCCAGGAAGGCACAUCCAGCCACCCAUGCGAUUGAUGGAUCUGAACGUUGGUGGCAAAGUCCCCCUCUCUCUUCAGGCAUACAGUACAACGAAGUCAACCUCACCUUGGACCUGGGUCAGCUUUUCCAAGUGGCCUAUGUUUUAAUCAAAUUUGCAAACUCUCCGCGCCCUGAUCUUUGGGUCUUGGAAAGAUCUGUAGACUUUGGAAGCACCUACUCACCAUGGCAGUAUUUUGCUCACUCUAGAAGAGAUUGUUUAGAACAGUUUGGGCAAGAAGCAAGCGUGGCCGUCACCCGGGAUGACCAGGUGCUCUGUGUCACGGAGUAUUCCCGCAUUGUGCCUCUGGAAAAUGGCGAGGUGGUUGUAUCCUUGAUAAAUGGUCGUCCAGGUGCAAAAAAUUUCGCUUUCUCUGACACCCUGAGGGAGUUUACUAAAGCAACAAACAUUCGCUUGCGAUUUCUCCGAACCAAUACCCUCCUUGGGCAUCUUAUCUCCAAAGCAGAGCGAGACCCCACUGUUACCCGGCGGUACUAUUACAGCAUAAAGGACAUCAGCAUCGGCGGGCGGUGUGUUUGCAACGGCCAUGCGGAUGAGUGUACCGCUGACAACCCUGAGAAACAGUUCCGGUGUGAAUGCCAGCACCACACCUGUGGGGAGACUUGUAAUCGCUGCUGUGCGGGCUACAAUCAGAAGCGAUGGCAGCCUGCUGCUCGGGGGCAGCACAGUGAGUGUGAAGCCUGCAACUGCCACGGGCAUGCCGCAGACUGUUACUACGACCCGGAUGUGGAACAGCAGCAGGCGAGCUUGAACACCAAAGGCACCUAUGCAGGGGGAGGGGUCUGCAUCGACUGUCAGCACAACACAGCGGGCGUGAACUGUGAGAAGUGUGCCAAGGGUUACUACCGGCCCUAUGGCGUGCCCGUGGAUGCGCUCCAUGGAUGCGUCCCUUGCAGCUGUGACCCUGAACGUGCACAUGACUGUGAACAGGGGUCAGGCCGCUGUCACUGUAAACCAAAUUUCCACGGGGACAACUGUGAGAUGUGUGCAGAUGGCUACUAUGACUUUCCAUUUUGCUUGAGAAUUCCAGUCUCUCCCGUUUACACUCUGAGUCCAGAAGACCCAGUAGCUGGCAAUAUAAAAGGGUGUGACUGUCACUUGGAAGGUGUUCUUCCAGAAAUAUGUGACGACCAUGGCCAAUGCCUGUGCCGCCCUGGGGUUGAGGGCCCCCGGUGUGCCUCCUGCCGCUCAGGCUCCUAUUCGUUCCCUAUAUGCCAAGGACCCCGUGUGUACUAUGCAGACAAGAACAGAUCCUGGGGCGUCCUCUGCUUUGCCGUUGUGUCUGUCGAUGUCCAGUGUGUCGCACAUCUGGAUGACCGCCUGUCUACUCGGCCUCUCUGGCAGGUGGAACUGCACCUGCGCCUGCGCGUCCCACAGAUCGGCCACUACGUGAUCAUGCUGGAGUAUGCCACGGAGGUGGACCAGCUUUUUGUGGUGGACGUGAACCUGAAGAGCCCAGGGUCUGCCUUGGCAGGCCAGGUGAACAUAUACAGCUGCAAGCACAGCAUUCUGUGCAGGAGCGUGGUGAUUGACAGCCUGAGUCGUACGGCUGUGUACGAGCUGUUAGCAGAUGCAGACAUUGAGCUCAAGGUGCACAUGGCCAAGUUCCUUCUGUAUCAUGUUUGUAUCAUACCCGCUGAAGAAUUCUCAACUGAAUAUUUGAGACCUCAAGUCCACUGUAUUGCCAGCUAUGGGCCGCGUGCUAAUCCAAGGGCCACCUGUGUCCCCCUGGCCCAUGAAACUCCUCCGACAGCCUUAGUUUUGGAUGCUCUGCGUAGGGGCCCCCUCUCUCUCCGGCCCCAGGAGCCUUCCCCUCCUGCAGAGGUCACUGAUGGAGUUACCCUGAAGGCACCACAGAAUCAAGUGACCCUGAGAGGACUCGUACCACACCUGGGCCGACACGUCUUUGUCAUCCAUUUCUAUCAAGCAGAGCACCCGACAUUCCCCACAGAGGUGUUUGUGGAUGGAGGAGGACGGUGGUCAGGCUCCUUCCUCGCCUCCUUUUGCCCUCAUCUGCUUGGCUGCCGGGACCAAGUGCUCUCCGAUGGCCAGGUGGAGUUUGACAUCUCAGAGGCGGAGGUAGCUGUGACGGUGAAGGUUCCAGAAGGAAAGUCCUUAAAGCUGGUCCGGGUUCUAGUGGUACCCGCAGAGAAUUAUGACUACCAAAUACUUCACAAAACAUCAGUGGACAAGUCCUUUGAGUUUAUCAGCAACUGUGGAGGAGACAGUUUUUAUAUUGAUCCUCAGGCAGCCUCCGGAUUCUGUAAGGAUUCUGCGAGGUCCCUGGUAGCCUUUUACCAUAACGGUGCCCUGCCUUGUGAGUGCCACCCUGCUGGGGCUGCCAGCCGUCACUGCAGUCCUGAGGGCGGGCAGUGCCCCUGUCGGCCCAACAUCAUCGGAAGGCAGUGCACCCGCUGUGCAGCAGGUCACUAUGGAUUCCCACACUGCAAGCCUUGCAAUUGUGGCAGGCGCCUGUGUGAAGAGGUGACAGGGAAGUGUCUCUGCCCACCCCGCACAGUCAGGCCCGAGUGUGAGGUCUGCGAGAUGAAUUCCUUCAACUUCCACCCCCUGGCUGGCUGCGAAGUCUGCAACUGCUCCAGGAAGGGCACCAUGGAGGCGGCCAUCUCUGAGUGUGACAGGGACAGCGGGCAGUGCAGGUGUAAGCCAAGAAUCGCAGGGCAGCGGUGCGACAGAUGUGCUCCCGGCUUCCACCAGUUCCCUGAGUGUGUUCCCUGCAGUUGUAACAGAGAUGGGACUGAGCCCCAAGUGUGCGACCCAGGGACUGGGGCUUGCAUGUGCAAGGAGAAUGUGGAAGGCCCAGAAUGCCACGUGUGCCGCCGAGGAUCGUUCUACUUACACCCUGCCAAUCCAAAGGGUUGCACCGCGUGCUUCUGUUCUGGAGUGAAUACUGACUGUCAAAGUUCACAUAAGCGAAGAGCUAAGUUUGUAGACAUGGUGGGCUGGCGUCUGGAGACAGAGGAUGGAGUUGCUGUCCCUGUGUCCUUCAACCCAGGCAGCAACAGCGUGGUUGCAGAUCUGCAGGAGCUGCCGUCAUCAGUCCACAGUGCAUCCUGGGUAUCACCUCCAUCCUAUCUAGGUGACAAGGUUUCCUCCUAUGGCGGCUACCUCACCUACCAAGCCAAGUCCUUCGGCUUACCUGGCGACAUGGUUCUUCUGGAAAAGCAGCCAGAUGUGCAGCUCACUGGUCAGCACAUGUCCAUCAUCCAUAAGGAAUCCAGUGACCCACGGCCAGACAGGCUGCAUCAUGGGAGAGUGCAAAUGGUUGAGGGAAACUUCAGACACGAGGACAACGGUGCCCCAGUGUCCCGGGAAGAGCUGAUGACCGUGCUGUCCCAACUGGAAGGGCUGUACAUCCGGGGCCUCCACUUCACUGAGACACAGCGGCUCACCCUGGGCGAGGUAGGGCUGGAGGAGGUCUCCGACACGGGAAGCGGACCCAGAGCUCAUCUUGUGGAGAUGUGUGCCUGUCCCCCUGACUACACAGGUGACUCAUGUCAGGCUUGUCGCCCUGGAUACUAUCGGGACAACAAAAACCUACCCGCGGGAAGGUGUGUUCCCUGCAAUUGCAACGGACAUUCAAACCGCUGCCAGGACGGCUCAGGAGUGUGCAUUAACUGUCAGCACAGCACAGCUGGGGAGCACUGUGAGCUCUGCAAGGAAGGUUACUAUGGAAACGCCAUCCAUGGAUCCUGUAGGGUCUGUCCCUGCCCUCACACCAACAGUUUUGCUACUGGCUGUACUGUGGACGGAGGAAACGUGAGGUGUGCCUGCAAACCCGGAUACACAGGAGCACAGUGUGAGAGGUGUGCACCAGGGUAUUUUGGGAAUCCCCAGAAGUUUGGAGGUAGCUGCCAACCCUGCACCUGUAACAGCAAUGGCCAGUUAGGCACUUGCGACCCCCUGACUGGAGACUGUGUAAGCCAAGAACCCAAAGACGGCAGCCCUGCAGAAGAAUGCGAUGACUGUGACAGCUGUGUGAUGACACUCUUGAAUGACUUGGCCACCAUGGGUGAGGAACUCCGCCUAGUGAAGUCAAAGCUGCAGAGCCUGAGUGUGAGCGCUGGUGUUCUAGAACAGAUCCGGCACGUGGAGACGCAAGCCAAGGACCUGAGGAGCCAGCUGCUGGGCCUCCGGUCCACCAUCUCAAGCCACGGGUCCAAACUGGACGGCCUGGAAAAAGAACUGGGCCAUUUGAACCGUGAAUUCGAAACUGUCCAGGAAAAGGCACAAGUCAAUUCCAGAAAAGCACAAACAUUAUAUAACAACAUUGACCGGACAACCCAAAGCGCCAAAGAAUUAGACACGAAGAUUAAAAACAUCAUCCAGAACGUGCACAUUCUCCUGAAGCAGAUCGCUAGGCCAGGUGGAGAAGGAACGGACAUGCAGGUGGGCGACUGGUCCAGGGAGCUGGCAGAAGCCCAGCGCAUGAUGCGGGAGCUUCGAGGCCGAGACUUCAGAAAGCACCUCAGAGAAGCAGAGGCCGAGAAAACAGAAGCCCAGCGCCUGCUGAACCGACUCAGGACCUGGCUGGAAACCCACCAGGUGGAGAACAAUGGACUGCUAAGGAAUAUUCGCGAUUCGUUAAAUGAUUAUGAAGCCAAACUGCAGGACCUGCGUGCUGUUCUCCAGGAGGCAGCUGCCCAGGCAAAGCAGGCCACUGGCCUCAACGGUGAAAAUGAGGGGGUUCUAGGAGCCAUCCAGAGACAAAUGAAAGAAAUGAAUUCCCUGAAGAAUGACUUCACCAAGUACCUGGCCACGGCAGACUCUUCCCUGCUCCUGACCAACAAUCUCCUGCAGCAGAUGGACAAAAGCCAGAAGGAAUAUGAAAGCUUAGCUGUGGCUUUGAAUGGAGCAAGACAGGAGCUAAGCAGCAAAGUGCAAGAGCUCUCCAGAUCUGCCAGCAAAACAUCCCUGGUAGUGGAGGCUGAGAAGCAUGCGCAGUCUUUACAGGAGCUGGCGAAGCAGCUGGAAGAGAUAAAGAGAAAUACCAGCGGGGAUGAGCUGGUACGCUGUGCUGUGGAUGCUGCCACCGCCUACGAGAACAUCCUCAAUGCCAUCAGAGCAGCGGAGGAUGCAGCCAGCAAGGCCACCAGCGCCUCGGAGUCUGCCCUCCAAACACUGAUAAAGGAAGAUCUUCCAAGAAGAGCUAAGACCCUGAGUUCCGACAGCGAUGAGCUGUUAAACGAGGCCAAGAUAACGCAGAAGAAGCUACAGCAAGAAGUCGGCCCAGCUCUCCACAGCCUGCAGCAAACCCUGAACACCGUGUCAGUUCAGAAGGGCCUGCUAGAUGCCAACCUCACUGCCGUCCGUGAUGGUCUUCAUGGGUUACAGAGAGGUGAUGUCGACAGUAUGAUCAGCGGUGCGAAGAACAUGGUCAGGAAGGCCAAUGGUAUAACAAGCGAGCUUCUGGACGGGCUCAACCCCAUCCAGACAGAUUUGGGAAGAAUUAAGGACAGCUACGGGAGCACACGGAGUGAGGACUUCAACAAGGCUCUGACCGAUGCCAAUAACUCAGUAAAGAAAUUAACCAAGAAGUUGCCUGAUCUUUUCAUCAAGAUUGAAAGUAUCAACCAGCAAUUGCUGCCCCUGGGGAACAUCUCUGACAAUGUGGACCGAAUCCGAGAACUCAUUCAGCAGGCCCGGGAUGCUGCCAAUAAGGUUGCAGUCCCCAUGAGGUUCAACGGGAAAUCCGGCGUCGAGGUCCGGCUGCCAAAUGACCUGGAAGACUUAAAGGGAUACACGUCUCUGUCUCUGUUUCUCCAAAGACCUGACCUUCGGGAGAACGGGGGCACCGAGGAUAUGUUCGUGAUGUACCUCGGGAAUAAGGAUGCCUCCAAGGACUACAUCGGCAUGGCGGUUGUAGAUGGGCAGCUGACAUGUGUCUACAAUCUGGGGGGUCGGGAAGCUGAAGUCCAGGUAGACCAGGUGCUGACUGAGAGUGAGAACCAGGAGGCAGUUAUGGACCGAGUGAAGUUCCAGAGAAUAUAUCAGCUUGCAAAACUUAAUUACACCAAAGAAGCCACAUCCAAUAAACCCAAAGCUCCUGAGGUCUAUGACUUGGAGGGCGACAGCAGCAACACCCUCCUGAAUUUGGAUCCAGAAACUGCUGUGUUUUACGUCGGAGGUUACCCACCCAAUUUUCAACUGCCUAGCAGACUGAGGUUCCCUCCAUACAAAGGCUGUAUCGAACUGGAUGACCUCAAUGAAAACGUUCUGAGCCUGUACAACUUCAAGACAACUUUCAAUCUCAACACAACUGAAGUGGAGCCUUGUAGGAGGCGGAAGGAAGAGUCGGACAGAAACUACUUUGAGGGUACAGGCUACGCCCGCAUUCCCACGCAAGCCAGCGCCCCCUUCCCAAACUUCAUCCAGACUAUCCAGACCACCGUGGACAGAGGUUUGCUGUUCUUUGCCGAAAACCAGGAUAACUUCAUAUCCCUGGACAUAGAAGACGGCAAUCUCAUGGUGAGAUACAAGCUGAAUUCGGAGCUGCCCAAAGAGAAAGGAUUCCAAGACACCAUCAACAAUGGGCGAGAUCACACGAUUUCGAUUACAAUCGGAAACUCAAGAAAACUCAUGUGGGUGUAUAUGCAUGACCAUAAUAUAAAAAUUGAAGGGGAUAUAUUUGAUUUCGGCACAUAUUAUCUGGGAGGAAUUCCAAUUGCAAUCAGAGAAAGGUUUAACAUCUCCACGCCUGCUUUCCAAGGCUGCAUGAAGAAUCUGAAGAAAACCAGCGGUGUCGUCAGGUUGAAUGACACCGUGGGAGUCACCAAGAAGUGCUCUGAAGACUGGAAGCUCGUGCGAACUGCCUCAUUCUCCAGAGGAGGACAGAUGAGCUUUACCAACUUGGAUGUGCCCCUGCCCGACCGCUUCCAGCUCUCUUUUGGGUUUCAGACCUUUCAGCCCAGCGGUACACUAUUGAAUCAUCAGACACGGACAAGUAGCCUGCAGGUCACCCUAGAAGAUGGUCACAUUGAGCUGAGCACCAGGGACAGCAGCAACCCCAUCUUCAAGUCUUCACAGACCUACAGGGACGGCUUACUGCAUCACGUGUCUGUAAUCAGCGACACCUCAGGCCUCCGACUCCUCAUUGAUGACCAGGUUCAGGGAAGGAACCAAAGGCUCCCUGGCUUCUCGAAUCUCCAGCAGUCCCUCCGUCUGGGAGGCGGUUAUUUCGAGGGCUGUAUCAGCAACGUUUUUGUCCAAAGGUUGUCACAGAGUCCCCAAGUCCUGGAUUUGGCCAGUAAAUCUACCAAGAGGGAUGCCUCCUUGGGAGGCUGCAGUUUGAACAAGCCGCCUUUUCUUCUGCUGUUCAAAGGCCCCAAGAGGUUUAACAAGGCCAGGAUCUUCGAUGUCAACCAGCUGUUACAGGACGCACCUCAGGCCUCCCCAAGGAGCAUGGAGGCAUGGCAAGAUGGGAAGGCCUGCCUGCCCCCUCUUAACGCCCAGGCCAGCCACAGAGCCCUCCGGUUUGGGGACAGUCCCACCAGCCACUUGCUAUUCAAGCUUCCUCAGGAGCUGCUGAAACCCAGGUCACAGUUUUCUGUGGACAUACAGACAACCUCCUCCAAAGGGCUGGUGUUCUACACAGGCCCCAAGAACUCCUUCAUGGCUCUCUAUCUCUCAGAAGGGCACGUCAUCUUCGCUUUGGGAGCAGAAGGGAAGAGACUGCGGCUCAGGAGCAAGAAGAAAUACCAUGACGGGAAGUGGCACACGGUGGCGUUUGGACAAAGUGGAGGGAAGGCACGCUUGCUUGUGGAUGGGCUAAGGGCCCAGGAAGGCAGCUUGCCUGGAAAUUCUACCAUCAGCCCCAGGGCACAGGUUUACCUGGGCUUGUCACCAUCAAGGAAGUUGAAGAGCCUCCCCCAACACAGCUUUGUAGGGUGCCUGAGGAACUUCCGGUUGAACUCAAAACUCCUGGACUCUCCCUCAGCAAGUUUUGGGGUAUCUCCUUGCUCAGGUGGCUCUUUGGAGAAAGGCAUUUAUUUCUCCCAAGGAGGAGGCCACGUGGCCCUGGCCAAUUCUGUGUCCUUGGGGCCAGAGUUUCAGCUCCUUUUCAGCAUUCGCCCGAGGAGUCUCACUGGGACCUUAAUACACAUCGGAAGUCAAUCUGGACCACACUUAAGUGUUUACAUGGAGGCAGGAAAGGUCACAGCCUCUAUGAACAGUGGGACAGGUGGGACCUUGACAUCAAUCUCACCAAAGCAGUCUCUGUGUGAUGGACAAUGGCACUUAGUAACAGUCUCUGUCAAACAGCACAUCCUGCACCUGGAACUGGACACAGACAGUAGCCACACUGCCGGACAGCUGUCCUUCCCCCCCAACAACACCCAAGGGUCACUGCACGUCGGAGGCGUCCCAGACAAACUGAAAAUGCUUACUCUCCCUGUGUGGAACUCAUUUUUUGGCUGUCUGAAGAAUAUUCAAGUCAACCACACCCCUGUCCCCAUCACUGAGGCUGCGGAAGUUCACGGAUCCGUCAGCCUGAAUGGUUGCCCUGACCACUAACCCUACACAGCAAGAAAAUUCACCUUUGAAGGCACCAAGAACCCAGCGGAUCUCCCUCCCCAUAAAGUCAAGACACCAUAGCACACAUUUAAAAACCAAUCUCAUGUUUAAUUUCAAGUACACAGACCCAUCAUUUUGCCGUUCAGUGCUACACAUGUAUUUUAUAUAAAAGCCCAUUUCUUGAAGAAAAUGAACAAAUUGUUAUUCAAACAUUCACACAAUGCUUUUGUUAAUAUUUUUUCCACUAAGAAUUAAAUGCCUUUUAGAGAACAUUUUUUCCAGUUGCUAAAAAGAAAAUUUUGUUUAGAGCACUUUAUGAAUAUAAAACUUUAAAAUGUUAAAUUGCUACAGUUCAUGGGAUUAAAUAAAUGCAAUGCACUCUUCAAAUGAUGUUUUACAAGCAAGGAAAACCAAGGGCUGAUGAUCACUGCUAAUUAUAUUAACUCCUCAGCACCUGCUCAAAGUGUUAUCUGCAACACAAUUUCCUACAGAUAAUUAUUGAGCACAUGCUAAGAGGUUAUCUGUGUGCUCAGUGUGUGAACUACACUGACGUUUAAUAAGUCAGUGUGUGAACUACACUGACAUUUGGUAAGUCAGUCCAGCCCUUAAGGAGCACGCACUUCAAUUGAGAGACAUACAAUACCAUACUAUAGGAACCAGCAUAUUGAACCACUGAAACCAUUAAUUAAUGAGGCUCACUGGCUUCCCAAUCCUUGCCUUCCCCAAUCUGCUACCAAAUCUAAAUUAUGAUUAUUGAUUUGUUGAGAACACAAGCCAUCUGGUAGAGGUGCUAAGAUGAACAUAUGCGCUAUAACUGAAGCUUUGUGUAUCUUUGUGCACGUAUGUGGAGGCCAGAGCCCAACACUUUCCUCAAUCCCUUUCCUCCUCAUUUUUUGAGACAAGGUCUUUUGCUGAACCCAGAGCUCAACAUUUUGACUGGGCUUGAAUACCCAGCAAGUCUCUCCAGGAUCCUUCCAUCUCGCCCACAGUGCUAGGGUUACAGACAUGUGCCUAGCUUUUAGCCAGCUGCUGGGGAUCCGAACUCAGAUCCUCAUGCGUAUCUACCAAGCUGUCUAGACCACUUGAUGACUGAAGCUUUUAUGGCAAGUCACCAGGACCCAACUAGGAGAAAUCACUUUUAGAUUUAUCUACAAAAUAAUUCAUGACACAAUAGACAAGCAUUACUACCCACUUGUGCUAACAAAGACUAUGCAAGUAUUUUUGUAUCUUUUACUCUUAGAUAGGGGAAAAAGGGAAUAUUGCGUAUAGUAAGAAAAUGGGGUUUAAUAAGAAAAUUGGGUAUAGUAAUCCUCUAUGGUAUCCUUAGAGCUCUGUGUUCUCCACUUCUGAGUUGCUAGUUCUUCCAUGGUCUUUGCAACACAGUCCUCUGAGCAUGCUUUCCACCAGCUCCAGCUGUACACAUCUGGAGUGUUCUGCAGAGGCAGCCGAUUCCUUACCCCAGCAGGUGCUCAUGAGAGCUGACUGGUAAUCUUUAGGGAUGCUGCUUGACUGCAAGUCAGGUGCUUCAAAAUACAUUGAUUUUAAGAUUUAAAAAAAAAAAAAAAAACAGUGGUGGUCUUGGCAUCUGCUGGAAGCUCCUCCAUGCUUCCAGCCAUCAGCAGGUCUUCACAAUAUGAAUGAUCGCUCUCAGUUCUCACUGUUACACAGACUGGAUCUGCAAGGUCAUGACUCAGUAGAACUUCAUACUUGUAAGUAGUAUGUAAAUUCAUAACGGGACAGCUACUUCUUUUUAAAUAUUUCCCUAGUUUUAUGUAUAUCUGUGUUUUUUCCUGUAUGUAUGUCUGUGCACCGUGUAUACACAGUGCCUCCUGAUGCCAGAAAAAUGUGUCAGGUCCCUUGGAACUGGAGUUAUAUUACAGAUGGCUGUGAGCUACCAUGUGGGCACUGGGAAUCAAACCCAUGUCCUCUGGAAGAGCAACAAGUGCUCUUAAUAACUGAACCAGCUCUCCAGCCCUGACAGUUCUGUGUUGACUAAUCUCAGUGAUUCCUUUCUCCAUUCUGUAAUAACAACAUGGAGAACAACCACCCAUCUGGGUUUGCUGAAUAAAUCCCAGCUGCCAAUAUUCAGCAGAGAGUCCCAGGUGAAUUCAGCCAUGGGAACGUCAGUGUGGCCAUCCUCCAGUUAGAAAUGUAUGUUCGCUGAAAUGAAUGUUUCUGUGUCUUCAGUGAAGCCAGCAUGGGAGCUAUCUGUCAACUAUAAAGCACAAAACAGGGACAUCAGGUCAACUCUGACUGCGUCAGCACAAGGCCACCACUGGUUCCUGCUAGCGUCCACCAAAGGUCCAUAUGUUUGGUCCUCCAGGUCAGGCAUUGGGGGGUGCUGUGAACUUUUAGGAAGUGGAGCUGAGAGAUCCUUAGGUCAUUGGGAGAUAUGCUUAGAAAGGGAUCCUGGGACUCUACCCAUCCUCUCUCUGCUUCUUGCCUCAAGAUGUGGCCGCCUGUUCCACCUGGCACAGCCUCCUGCUACUGCAAUGCCCAUGUCUCAAGACCCCCAAACAAGACCACCGCAGAACCGAUAUUCCAUGCAAGCACAAAGAGGUUUAUUAAUAGCAAAGCAAGCCCGGGCUUGGUCCGUGUCCAACAUCUGACACCGUGGUGGAUAAGGACGGCCCUGAGCUCUUAGAGUGAGGGGUUUUCAAAGGGAAAAACCACAAACAAGCCUUUGA
Molecule: messenger RNA, 11616 nt
Organism: Peromyscus maniculatus bairdii (prairie deer mouse)
Lineage: Eukaryota; Metazoa; Chordata; Mammalia; Rodentia; Cricetidae
Source: RefSeq, a predicted model, not a curated record